CGUCAGUGUGGCUGGUGUAGUGGAGCGCGCCUCACGUGCCGCAAGGCUGCUGCCGCCCCUCAUGAUCUACCUUACUUCCGCCCUCAACACGCCCACACCUGUGCUACCUGCCCACGCCCGCCUUGCCCUCACAUCCAGCGUCCAGUUGUCCUCAUCAGCACAGGUCACAGAGCGGUAGCGCACGCUGGUUCGCCGGACGCAGGGUUCCGCCCCCUGCAGGCGCCCCCCUCCCUCCUUGUUGCCAGGGUGCUGUGUCCUGCCUGGCCAUGCCACCAUGACCGCCUCCGUCAGCUGACUCUGGUGUGGCCCCUGAGACGGGCAUCCCGCUCCUACUGGAGACAGAAUGUGAACCCGAGUCUGUCAAGUCCCCUGUAUUGAUCCGAGGAAGGUGUUGGUGGUGGUGGCGGUGAGUGCGGCGCGACCCGGCGGUGUUGGUGUAGUAGUCUACGGGAAUCCUCAGACCCGGCUCGGGCCUUACGCCUUGUGCUAGCUCCUGAGGAAGUGACAGCACCAAGCUAGUCCUACCACAAGCCCGUGCUGGGGCUCCGUGCCCGGACUCGACCCCACUUUCCAUGGACACGCAGCCGAGGCCGGUGCUGGAAGUAGUGAACCAGAGAGUGUGUCAGCUCUGUCGUGCCCAAGCUGAUGAUACUAGUGGCUUCCGCGAAGGAUGGUGUAGGGUGUAGUGUCGAUUGUUGUACCCUUUGAGGGUGUGUGUGCCAGCAUGGCGUACGGUGGGCGGGGGCGCGGUGGUUAUGGUUACCGGGGUGCAACAGCCUCCCCUCCUGGAGGCGCUGCCCCCCGCAGGACCGACUCUGAUGAAGACUACGAGGAAGGGCAACAACAGUCGGGGGAGCAGGAGUUGGCGACGAAGAUGCUACAGAUCCAGAGCAAACGGUUCUACAUAGACGUGAAACAAAACAGACGCGGCAGGUUUAUGAAAGUAGCAGAGAUUGGUGCUGAUGGCAGAAGAAAUCAAGUAUUUCUUGCACUUUCCACAGCAGCAGAGUUUAGGGAUCACCUGUCACAUUUUAGUGAUUUUUAUGCUAAUCUUGGUCCGCCUAAUCCCGACACGUUACCAGAAGAUGGAAAACUCAAAUCUGAGACUAUGGUGAAAGACAACAGAAGGUACUACCUGGACCUAAAAGAAAACUCAAGAGGGCGCUUCCUUAGGGUAUCACAAACAAUAGCACGGGGUGGGCCCCGGUGUCAGAUUGCUAUCCCUGCCCAGGGUAUGAUAGAAUUUCGUGAUGCGCUUCAGGAACUUCUCGAUGAAUUCGGUACAGAUGAUGGUGGCUACAAAGGAGAGUUACCAGAAGGCCGACAUAUGCGAGUAGAGAACAAGAAUUUCUAUUUUGAUAUAGGCCAGAAUAACAGGGGAAUAUAUAUGCGUAUAUCUGAGGUUAAGACUAACUUCAGGACAGCAAUCACCAUCCCAGAAAAAUCUUGGUCACGGUUUCGGGACAUAUUUGCAGAUUAUGUAGACAAAAUGAAGGAUGGUGGCGAGAAGGGCCCUAGUGAGAGUAAUAAAUGAGGAGCGUGGCAGUGUUAGGUAUGCUAAAGGAUUGACUGGUGACAGGCACGUGUGGGGAUGGUGACGU
Molecule: messenger RNA, 1601 nt
Organism: Penaeus indicus
Lineage: Eukaryota; Metazoa; Arthropoda; Malacostraca; Decapoda; Penaeidae
Gene: Pur-alpha
Product: transcriptional activator protein Pur-beta-like
Exons: 6
Coding region: 725-1534 (269 amino acids)
Biological process (GO): regulation of transcription by RNA polymerase II
Cellular component (GO): nucleus
Molecular function (GO): DNA-binding transcription factor activity, RNA polymerase II-specific; purine-rich negative regulatory element binding; RNA polymerase II transcription regulatory region sequence-specific DNA binding
Source: RefSeq, a predicted model, not a curated record